CCCUUGGGGAUGCGUCUCCAUGAUAUAAAAAAACAGUCUAUUUCAUGGAGAGCCAUCCUUGCUGCAAGGGUAUUUUACAAGAAUUUAAGCAUAAAUGAAGUCAUUUGAAGAAGUAGUCGAGUGCGUUUGUAUAUCGUUUUCAUCAGCCCAGUGAUCAAAAUCCCUUUCAGGACCUCUAUCUGUUCCGAUUCCUCGUAAAGAGGCUAGUUAUAAUUCGGUAGUCCGCUCUUCACGCCAGCAAUUACAACCAAAUAUAAAUUUUCUCAUAUAAAGAUGUCGCUAGCAGUAAUUGAAAGUAGGUCAUUUCCUCGUUAUCAAGCCGUUUCCGAGUUAAAAAUGUCUGCCUUCAAAUACAAUUUCGCUGUAGUCUCAAGAAUCCCAGAUUCUUUCACAACUAGGUGUAAAGGAGAGAAUUUAGAUCUUACAGAAGCUAGAAAAAAACAUUAUGACCUCGUGGAAACCCUCAGAAAUAUGCAACUGGACGUACUAGAGCUUCCUCCAGAUGAGCGGCAUCCGGAAGGAGUUUUUGUUGAGGACAUCGCCGUUGUGAUUAAUGGAACUGCCCUUAUCUGUAACCCUGCAGAUUCAACUAGGCAAGGGGAGGUUGAUACCGUGAGACAGGUAUUAAGGAAAGAACUAAAACUGAAGAUAGUAGAGAUUGAAGAUCAGAAGGCUUAUGUCGAAGGCGGAGAUGUCUUAUUCACUGGCAAAGAGAUCUUUGUUGGAAUCUCCAAGUUCACAAAUGCAGGAGGAGCUCAGGCGGUCGCUAGGGCUUUCCCGGAAUACUCUACAUGUGCCAUAAAAGUAUUCGGUCCCAACCACCUCAAGGAUUACAUGAGCAUGGCAGGACCUGAUAUUAUUGCCAUUAGCAACAGUGACGAUGCACAAAAAACAUUUAAGGAUAUGCAGUUGCAAUCGUCUUUCGGCUAUGAUCUAAUCCACCUUGAAGAAGACAAGGCAGCCAAUGUCGUCUUUGCAAAUGGUCACAUGGUCCAUUUGCCGACGGAGGAGAUCCCAAAAAGCAUUGGGGUGUAUGAGAACAAAAUUAACUACGAUCGUAAAGUAGUUGCAUUUAAAGAGAUGUUGAAAGCAACCAAUCGGCUAUCAUCGUCUGUGUUGCUCGUCUCAAAGAUACGUCAUCCGAAAAAGAUCACAUCAACGCUGCAAUAAAUGAGAAUAAUGCAUUCUGGGAACAUUCGACGUAGUUCUAGACGGCUAGCUAUUGUAUAUAGCAGAACAUGGUAUGAUAACGGAGCAUCAGACUAUUCUACAAGACAGAAAAGGACAUACAUUUAAAAUGUACUGUGUAAUAAAUACAGCAAAUACUGUAAACCUAGACUAAUAGGCACAAGUUAUUUUUCCCGAAAAAUUCAAUUGUGCAAAAUUUCCUAGGAUUACAAUAUUUAUGGUUUAAAUUAAUGAAUUACUCAAAGAGGAUAACCAGUGUCUUUGCGUAAGUUCAGGUUUUGUGGAAUUACAAUGAGACGAGCCACUGCCAUAUAUAGACAUAUUAAAUCUAUUAAAAUAUAUUAUAUCAAAAAUCAAUGUACAUUUAGGCUAGCUAGUUAUAUAGUUAUUAAAAACUGAUUAUUUUACGCUUUGUCAAAAAUGAUCUUAGAAUUUAAAAUUCUUUAUGUAUGAUAACAGUCUUCGACUAUAUGCCUUCUUUUUGCAAAUGAAAUCAUGAAAUUAUGAAUGAUUUUGUCAGUAAAUUAAAUAUUUUGUGAAACCUGCAUAUCUGUCCUUGAAUUGGCUGAUAUUUUUGGGUUUAUUUAUCUCAUAUAAGAUAAACAUAGAAGUACUUAUCACUGUUAUUUCAUAAGGUGCUUUAUAAUUGUAUUAUGUUAACUUGUAAAAAUUAUAUAAUGUAUUAUAUUUUUACUUUUAUUUUAAAACUAAUGCAGGUUUUAGAGUGAUAUCGGUGUUAAGCAAGGGUGUGUAUUUAAAGCACUCCUAGAUCUUCAACAACUGGGGUAGUGUUAUGACUUGUUGUUGAAUCUCCUGUCGAGUAUAAAUGUAUUUUGAGAUCUUGUUACGAGGUUAUGCAUGCCAUGAUAUGUCAAAUCAUACAUAAAAGAGUUAUUUCUAGGUCUAAAUUCAUUUGCCAUAGGUUAUAUGCAUGCCUUGAUAUAUAAAUCAACUAUAAAAGAACAUUUUUAGGACUUAAUUCAUUUGCCAUGAGUUA
This is a messenger RNA of Owenia fusiformis, 2185 nucleotides long. Lineage: Eukaryota; Metazoa; Annelida; Polychaeta; Sabellida; Oweniidae. The record is from the annotation of a GenBank genome assembly.